This is a messenger RNA of Saitoella complicata NRRL Y-17804, 825 nucleotides long. RefSeq lists its product as uncharacterized. The transcript has a single exon. Lineage: Eukaryota; Fungi; Ascomycota; Saitoellomycetes; Saitoellales; Saitoellaceae. The coding region runs from base 49 to 738 and encodes 229 amino acids. The record is from RefSeq and is a predicted model, not a curated record.
ACCAGAUCAAAGCUCCCUCGCGUACAACUACGAUAGCAAACGCCAAACAUGUCAACCCAAAUCGAUGAACUCACCUUCGCAAAAUCCUUCCUCUCCUCCCUCACCACAAAGGCCCUCAAAUCAACCCCAUCCCACAACACCUCCCGCCCCAUCACCAAUGCCCUCCUCCCACCCAUGCCAACCUCCAAGCGAAAGCGCUCCGCUCCUACCAACCCCACCUCCCAAACCGUCACACUGACCGCGAAAUCCCUCCGCGGUCCUGCCGUGAAUGUGGUCCUGAAUGAUGUUGAUGCACGUACGACAUGGCUCAACAUCCGUGACCGAGUCGCCGCCGAGAUCGGGCUUGGCGGAGAAGCCGAUAAAGUCCGCGUCUUGGUCAAAGCGAAACCCGUCGUUGUCAGUAAGACUGUCGGCGAGGUAUUGGGAGAGGGAGUCACGGAGGGUACGGUACAGGUUAUGUUAAUGGGUGGUGUUGUUCCCAAGGCUAAAGAGGAGGUGCCGGAGCCGGUGAAGGAGGUGGGUGGUACGAAGGUCCAGGGUGCGCAGGAUGUGGAGGCUGUGUUACAGGGUUCUACGGGGACUGCAGAGGUGAAGGCUCAGACGACGUCGAAGGAGUUUUGGGUGGAUUUGCGGGAGUGGAUUGCGGCGCGGUCGGAUGUGGGGGAGAAGGAGAAGGUGUACGAGGCGUUCAAGCAAGGGUACCAGGCGCAGUUUGGAUCUCUCCCAGAUCGCGUUUAGAGCCCCAUGCGCAGGGAUCGCGCGGAACGGGUGUGUGUGUCGAGACAGUGUCGCUCGCGAUAAAUCAACGCUGUACGAAAUGAAAGA